Molecule: messenger RNA, 2877 nt
Organism: Mytilus trossulus (common blue mussel)
Lineage: Eukaryota; Metazoa; Mollusca; Bivalvia; Mytilida; Mytilidae
Product: tetratricopeptide repeat protein 29-like
Exons: 10
Coding region: 121-1653 (510 amino acids)
Biological process (GO): cilium movement
Cellular component (GO): cilium
Molecular function (GO): protein binding
Source: RefSeq, a predicted model, not a curated record
UUUUUUUCACGUAAAGAAUAUUUACUGCGGGCUAUUGUUUAUCCUUAGCAACGUCAAUUUUAAUGGAGGAAAUGUGAUUUCUUUUUUUUUCUUGUUUAUAUAGGUUAGGGAACUGUAAACAUGGCGGCGACAUUGCCGCCGAUAAACAACAGAGGGCAAAAUGGUGUUGGGAAUAGAAAUGUUUUCAUGCCCACUCCACCUAGAGGCCCACCAAGUGGCAGAUUACAACCUAUUAAGGUACCAGGCAAAGCUGAAAGGGAUUUGUUUUUUAAACAAGAAAAAUUAAGACAACAACAGCCUGAACUAAGCAAAAAGCAGACCACAAGGUACAGAAAUUCAUAUAAACAUAACUUGUGCUUAGACAUGCUACAAGAUGGAUAUCAUAAAUCAUUUAGUGAACUUUUUGCACUUAUAAAACAACAAGAAGAAGAAAGACAAAGACAAGGUGAAGAGUCAUUAAUGUGGACAAUGGUCAUGUUAAAAGACCAACAUGAAAAACUGGACAUGUUAAAACAACAUUUGUGUAAAGCAGAAGAAGCUGAAAGAAAAGGUGAUUUUGGUGAGGUAUACAGAAGUAGAUAUGAACUUGCCAGAUAUUUUCAAUCAGGUGGAGAUAAGUGGUUAGCUGAUCAUUUUUUUACAACUUGUUUACAAACCAGUGCCCAGGUCAAAGGUGAUAAUGGGAAAACACAAGCACAAGGAUAUUUAAAUGUUGGAUUAGCUUUAGAGGAACAAGGAGAUGUUUUGUCAGCUGCUGAACAUUUUGAAGCUUAUUAUAAACUUUCUGUGGACCAUAGAGAAUGGAUACAGGCAGAUAACUUAACAUUCCACACUGAUGCCUGUAUCAACUUAUGGAGGAUUUACUCUUCAAUAGCUGCUAGUAUAGAAGAGGAGGAUCCACAAGAGUCAUUAGAUUAUUUGAUCAAGGCCUUAAAAUUAGCAACAGAAAGUCAAGACAAAGAGUUACAAGGAAUAGCCUCCUACAGAUUAGGUCAUGCUUAUGAACAGAAUGGAGAUGGGGAGACUGCUCUAUUGCAUUUAAAUGAAUAUUUGAAAAUCUGUACCGCUGAGAGUGACAGUGAAGGAAUUGGUAAAGCUUGUGAUGCAAUCGCAAAGGCUUAUGCAAAACAAGGUAAAGUUGAAGAAAGCAUCACCUACCUGAAGAAAUUUGUUGAAGUAGCUGAGAAAAGUGGAGAGGAAGUGGCUCUUAGUAAAGCUUGUCAUAACUUAGGAAAUAUAUUUAAUUCUCUGGGUCGCUAUUCAGAGGCAACAGAAUAUUUCAGUAAAUCUUACAAUUUAUCACGGUCCCUGGGAGACAAAGAAGCCAUCAGUACUAACAGGGUACAGUUUGGUAUUGCUAUGGCCCACAAGAUGAUGAAGGGACUAGACAGCCACACAGUGAUGGGAACAAGACCUGCAUUGGAAAGAUUGAUCGAGUGGAAAAACGCUAGAGUUGAUGAAUUUGAAAAGCCCUUCCCAGAACCUAAAAAAGAAGAGCCAAAACCCAGAGAGCCAACGCCCCCACCACCACAGUCUCAAGUGACUGAAGAAACAGAGCAGGAGCCACAGGAAGAGGAGAAAGUAGACGAUACCAAAACUAAAUCUGAGGGGUCUGAAGAUACCUCAUCUGUCACUGAAACUACAGCUAGCUGAAAUACUACAAACAAUUAACUAAUCAUUGUAUACAUCUUUGUUGAUUCAGUAUUGAAUAGAACAUUUUCUGCUGAAAAUUUGUGGUUUAUUUCAAAGGAAUGAAUUGAAAGAUACAAAGGUUUCUUACGAUUUAAAAAAAAAGCAAGAUUUACUCUAUUUUAUCCCUCCUCUGAAAAAAAAAACAUAAGAAGAAACAAUAGUCCUUUUAAGCAUUCCUUUUCAAAUGAAUAUCAUAUGAUAUGGGUGAUUUUUCAGUACUAUAUUUGUGUUGAUACUCAUUUCCACAACUUAGAAUUCUUUUCAAUAUUUUUUUUCAUAAAUUUAAAAUACUGAAUGGAAUUCUAUGUUUUAUAAUUCAUUUGAAUAUAAGUGCUUUGAUUUCAAUUAUGAAUUUUCUGAUAGCAUUCUUGUACUUUAUACUUAAUGGACAGCAUUAGUAAUAAACUUUUCUUCUGUCUUCCAGUCUUACUCUUAAAUGAACUUAAAUAGGUGCCUUUUUUGUAUUUUGGUCUAUUGUAGAUGUAAGUGGCUUAUCACAUUUUGUAAUGCUCUGUUUCUUUCUUUUCUUUCAAUAAUAAUAGGAAAUUUAUUUUUAUAUUUCGACUUUGUACUAUUGUCAUGUCAAUGUGCAUUACAUUGUGUCAUAUUUUGUGUAAAUUAUUAUAUUUAUUUGAAAGGAGAUAUUCCGUCCAUUUUAACUUGAAAGUACAGAAAAUCAAUAAAGAGAUUCUGUACUGAGUUGUGUUACAAUUCUGUUUACAUUUUUUUAACUGCUGCUUUUAAAAUUGCAGAAGGAAUGUUUUUUAAUUUAUAAAUUGUUUUCAGAUUAACUGAUCUUUAAUGCAAAAUUUGGUUGUUUAAGUUCCCAUGAAACAUAAUAGGUAAAACUUAAUUUAUUUCAAGUCCUGUUUCAAAAAAAGUGUUUCAUUUUCUUAUAUAAUAAAAUAAAUUUCGGAGAUAAAAACAUAUUUCUGAAAAAAAGAAAAUGGAAAAACUAUAUUAUAAUGUGACAAAGGACACAAUUGAGUUUGAAACGUCUUAAAGGAUUUAGUUUUAAAAGAAGAGUUGAUUUGUUUUGUAUUCUGUGAUAUAUUUAUCUGAUAUGUAAUAAAACAUAUAUUUUUCAUUCAUGUUAUUUUCUAAUCUUUCAUAUACAAAUUGUUAUAUGUAAGUAUAUGAAAGAUUAAUUCAUUAGAAAAUUUAAAGAAUAAAGUAUAAAAAGUC